This is a messenger RNA of Megalobrama amblycephala (Wuchang bream), 1516 nucleotides long. RefSeq lists its product as uncharacterized. The record is from RefSeq and is a predicted model, not a curated record. Lineage: Eukaryota; Metazoa; Chordata; Actinopteri; Cypriniformes; Xenocyprididae. The transcript has 6 exons. The coding region runs from base 842 to 1516 and encodes 224 amino acids.
UCUUGUACUAUACUUGAUAAUGACGUAAUUGCCAAUAAUUAAUAUGAUUACCAAUUAUUCAAUUUUUUGAACCAAGUUAAAUACCAGGUUAAAUAAUACUAUUGAAACAAAUCAGGGUAUCUUCCGUUCAUUCCAUAUCCGUUUUCAGAUCAGAAAACGGAAAACGAAAAAACAAAUCGUUUUUUAAUUUAUCAUUUUAUUGUCUUGGUUUAAUAUUUACAUAAAAUUAUAUUUUUCCAUUCUACCACACGACCAAUCUUCUCUAAAUAACAGAUUUUAGAAUAUUAGCCCAAAAAUGGAAUCUGACAUUUUGAUUUCUCAAUUAAACUAUGUGACCCGGAACCGGAAGUUCACGCGCCGGAACUUUGAGAAUAAUGGAAACCAAUAGCACGUACGGAUGGUCAUGCUAGAAGAAGAAGCACGUGCGGAUGCCGAGACUUCAUCAUGGACACUUACACGCUUUUUAAGGGUACUAAGAGAGUAACAUUAAAGGACGAAGACAUGACAACUGAUAAAAUUGGCCGUAUAUUUCAGGUGUGCAGUUCCAGUGUUUACAUCACCGAUGAUACCAACAUAGCAAUCUUCGCUGGAGAGGGUGGAUAUUUUAAUAGUAUUCAUCUUGCUCCAAGAGGACAUUACGAAGUCCACGGAGAUACCGUGGAGGCGCAAUCUGUGGAGUCAAGUGCUAGACCCAUGGCUGGGGCUGGGACUGGGGCUGGAGCUGGAGCUGGGUCUGGGUCUAUGCGCUUUACAUUUCAACGACCCAGUGCGGCCGCUGGUUUUGCUUCGCAGCCAUCUUUGGCUGCGCCGCGAGCCGGUAUGACAAAACCUUUUCAAAGGAAUGUUUUUCUUGCUGAUCUGGUGGGUGGAAAAUGGACACCUCAGAAGACUGUGGCGAUCCGUUUUCACGAAUAUGAGGCAUCCGUUCCUGGCAAUCUUGGCAAAAGUCCAGGAUGCUAUUGGAUCAGAAGAUGGUAUGAUACUGACUGAUGGCCAGGGGAACGAAAUCCUCGAUACAGAGGGAACAAAAGGAUCUGCAUACUGGAAACAAAACUCUAGGAAGGUUUUUGCUGUGUCUGAACAACAGUUCUUGGAAAUGAGAUCCAAAAGGAGGAGAAUAAGCCAACGGGAUGAUGACAGCCAGCUACCAGAGGUCCUAGAAAGAAUUGAAGAGGUGGUGUUGGCUUCCCAAGAACUGCCAGAGGUUGCACAGGCCAUCAGAGGAUUAUCGGAGCUGACUUUGGCACGCAGACAUUUUAUUCUGUAUUUCACAGAUGAAGAACGUACAGCAAUCAAAAAUGCAUUUUCUUGCAUUAUUUGCAAAGGGCCCAUGAAUGAUCCUGUUUUCGCAGUUUGCUGUCAUAGUCUCAUUGCAUGCAAAGUGUGCAUAGAUCAGUGGCAGCGAAAUGCCAACACUUGUGUUAAAUGCAGAGCAGACAACUCGAGGGAGAACACCUACAGAGUCACAGGAAUUGAUGGUGCAUUGUCUGCUUUUGGUGAUUUUAUCAAAGUUUAA